CGUUGAAUGAUCCGACAUGAGAUUUUUUGCGAGGUAAUGUGUAACAUUUAGCAUGCAUGGCCAUUUUUCAAUCUCAUGUCCAUAGCAAAUUUUAUCGUAGAUUUACUUGUUUGUUAUGUAAUGUAUUGUUUUAUAGCUGUAAGUAACAGAAUAAGAGGCAACAAUAUUUGUGGACAGGCUAUUAAAACUUUUUAGCCCCUCCUCCCUAAAAAAUAAUUUAGAAUAUUAAUAAUUUAUUGGUAUUAUUAUAUUCCGUGCUGCUUGACUCUGAGAAUUUUUGUACCAAGUUGUGGUAAGGUCAAUAUCUAGGUUUUAUUAUAAAUACAAGUAGUAUUUCCUGUUAGCUUCAUGUAUCUAAUAAUUUAAUUAUUCUACAGUCACUCAAAAAAUAAAAAUAAACUUCUAAUAUAAUGUCGGGAAAAGAAUUAGGUUUGACUUCCCAAGAAGACGAGUCUGGGUCAAUCUCAGAAAAAGUUCAAUUACAACAACAAGCUCUUAAUGAUGAAGAUAUUAACAAUUAUCUUUAUCUCGAGAAGCCAUGGUAUAAAUAUAGUUUUUUUUGGUUGUUGCAUUUCUAUGUUUUCUUAAUUACUUUAACGUCUACAAAUCUUGGUUAUGAUGGUUCUAUGUUAAAUGGUUUACAAUCUUUAGAAGAUUGGAAUAAAUCUAUGGGUUAUCCAACUGGUUCCAUCUUAGGUGCUCUUUCUAACGGUAACACCUUUGGUGUUCUUUUAUGUUUCCCAUUUGCUUCUUAUGUCUCUGAUAGAUUUGGUAGAAAGAGAGUUAUUAUGGUUGGUGCUUCUCUUAACGUUAUUGGUGCUGUUUUACAAGGUGCGUCUUAUAACUAUGCUUUCUUUUUGAUUUCAAGAAUUAUUUUAGGUUUCGGUUUCGGUAUUUCGACUGUUUCUGCACCAUCUUUGAUUGCUGAAAUCUCCUAUCCAAGAUACAGAGAUACUUGUACUGCUAUAUAUAACUCAUUCUACUACUUAGGUGCUAUUAUGGCUGCUUGGAUUACUUACGGUACCAGAAAUAUUUCUAAUGGUUAUUCAUGGAAGAUUCCUUCUUAUUUACAAGGUUUCUUACCUCUUGUUCAACUUCUUCUUUUCUUCUUGGUUCCAGAAUCUCCAAGAUACUUACUUUCUAAAGGUAAGGUUGAUAGAGCCAGAAAGAUCUUACACAAAUUCCACACUGGGGCCGAUGAAGAUGAACGUGCUCACAUUCUUAUUGAAUUUGAAAUUAAGCAAAUUCAAUCUGCUUUAGAAAUGGAAAAGCUUUAUUCUAGUUCAAGAUAUGCUGACUUUUUUAAAAUUCCAUCUUUCAGAAAGAGAUUGUUUUUAACUAGUUUCACUGCUUUCCUUAUGCAACUUUCUGGUAAUGGAUUAGUCUCAUACUAUUUGAAUAAGGUUUUAGAUUCUAUUGGAAUCACUGGAACCAAGAGACAAUUAGAAAUUAAUGGUUGUUUGAAUGUUUAUAACAUUGUUAUUUCUUGGGCUGCUGCUAGUGUUUGUUAUAGAUUCAAGAGAAGAUUUAUGUUCCUUACUUCUAUUAGUGGUAUGUUGGUUACAUAUAUUAUUUGGACAGUCCUUUCUGCAAUUAAUCAAAAGAGAAACUUCGAACAAACGUCAUUGGCCAAUGGUGUUCUUGCUAUGAUUUUCCUUUACUAUCUUUGUUACGAUUUUGGUCUUAAUGGUUUACCAUACUUAUAUGUUACUGAGAUUUUACCAUACUCUCACAGAGCAAAAGGUCUUAAUAUUUUCCAAUUCUGUCAACAAGCUUUCGUUGUUUACAACGGUUUUGUUAACCCAGUUGCUAUGGAAAAUAUUGAAUGGAAAUACUAUAUUGUCUACUGUUGUAUUCUUGCUGUUGAAUUAGUUUUAGUAUACUUCUUCUACGUGGAAACUUUUGGUCACACCUUGGAAGAAGUUGCCACCGUUUUUGGUGAUGAUACUACUGCUGCUUUACAAGCCUUCCAACAAGCUUCAAAUGAAAAGAUUGCAACUGCUCAUGUUGAAAGUAACAGUGAACAUAGUGACAACUCUUCGAAACAGGUGCUUCAAGUUUAACAAUAUGUAAAAAAAUUUAUUUGAAGACUUUCGAAAACCAAAAUGAUUAAUGUAUCUAUUUUUAAAUGAUCUUUUUAGUUCUUAUACAAAUAAUUUUUGUUUAAUACAUUCUCCCUGUUUAUUUAUAUAUAUGAAUGUGAUGAUAAUUUAUUUAGAUUCAUGUAAUAUUUUUUCGCAUUCUCGGGAAAAGCAUAAACUUUCCCUAAAUUAUUCAUA
Messenger RNA from Scheffersomyces amazonensis, 2279 nucleotides. Its product is annotated as general substrate transporter. The transcript has a single exon. Gene Ontology annotation, cellular component: membrane. The record is from RefSeq and is a predicted model, not a curated record. The coding region runs from base 411 to 2063 and encodes 550 amino acids. Lineage: Eukaryota; Fungi; Ascomycota; Pichiomycetes; Serinales; Debaryomycetaceae. Gene Ontology annotation, molecular function: carbohydrate:proton symporter activity. Gene Ontology annotation, biological process: carbohydrate transport; transmembrane transport.